AUGAGCGACUCCCAACCCAGCGAGUUGACCCAACAGACUAACAGCGGUCUUCCUGCGCUUGUGAGGUCACCGCCAUCGAAUUCCUCUGUGCCUAACUCGGCAGAACUACCACUAGAAGAGAAGCGGGGGGAAGCAAAUAUCGACAGUUCGUCUGGUGAGAGUGACACCGCAGAACCCAAAGUACCCAAGGUCCCCGCCAAGAACAUAAAACCUAAACCCCCACCCCUUGACAGCAGGUCCCUAAAUGUCAAUCUCUCAUCGAACCAGCAAGGCCAAGUGUACAGGCGCUCGCAAACACAUUCGUCUCUCCAGGCCGCGCGACUUGCUCUCCAAAUCAAGGAAUUACAACUCCAGCAAGCAGCGGUUUUGGGGCCGAGGUCUAAUGGUGAUGGUACACUCACUGUCCCCUUUUCGGCUCCUCGCACACCCACCUCUCCCACCCAACCCCCUCGUUUCCCCCUUCCGCCUAUUCCUCCCAUGACGCCGCUGACGGCGAAUCAGAUAACGAAUGCCGAGCCACUACACGCUGACUAUCAGCCUCUCCAACUCCGAUGA
Messenger RNA from Cantharellus anzutake, 555 nucleotides. RefSeq lists its product as uncharacterized. The record is from RefSeq and is a predicted model, not a curated record. Lineage: Eukaryota; Fungi; Basidiomycota; Agaricomycetes; Cantharellales; Hydnaceae. The transcript is spliced from 2 exons. The coding region runs from base 1 to 555 and encodes 184 amino acids.